This is a messenger RNA of Exophiala spinifera, 1083 nucleotides long. RefSeq lists its product as uncharacterized. Gene Ontology annotation, molecular function: triacylglycerol lipase activity. Gene Ontology annotation, biological process: triglyceride catabolic process. NCBI's taxonomy places the organism in Eukaryota, Fungi, Ascomycota, Eurotiomycetes, Chaetothyriales, Herpotrichiellaceae. The transcript has a single exon. The record is from RefSeq and is a predicted model, not a curated record. Bases 1 to 1083 code for a protein of 360 amino acids.
AUGCCGCAGGCAUCGGAACCGAAUCCACUGAAGGUGAUGGCUGACGGUGACGAUAUCGAUUUUCAAAACCUCCUCUGCUCAGGCGCCAUUGUGGGAGAGGUCCUCCAAGGCGGCAAGAACAGCCAGAUCGAUGCCUGGACCAAUCCUCAGAACGCUGAUAUUGCCACGCUUCCUAUUGGCGGGAACGACGUCGGGUUCUAUAAAAUCCUAACAGCCUGUGUACUCCGCGUCGGCCAGUUCCGAGCCGGUGAUUGUGACGAACAGGUACAAAAGGCGUACGACUUAAUUAAUGGUCGUGACCUAUUUAACGACGUUGCUUCGGCACUCCACCAGAUCAUCGAUAAGUCCGGCCGUGCCGACUUUAAGAUCUACCAAACCGGAUAUCCAGCCUUCUUUAAUGUUGAUACGGAUAGCUGCGAUCUCACAACCUUCUACCACUGGGAGCCCGGCCACCAUAGCUUUAAGCACUUAGGUAACUGGACCUAUUUGGUGAAGUUUCUACGGCUUCAGCUAAAUAAUCUCGUUACCGACCUUAACACUAUGCUUAGCCAAGUGGUCGAUUCAGUUAACCAGGCAUACCCUGAACAGCGCGUCUGGUUCAUCGACCCAAACCCGGCUUUCAACGGCCACCGAUUUUGUGAAAUGGACGGCAACGUCGAGGUCACUGAGCCCGAUUCAUCCCGCAUAGAUACCUGGCUAUUUCUUUCGGGAUGGAUUGAUAACGCCCUUUUAACCGCAGCGACCAGCUCAGGAAAUGAAGUCCAAGAACUUAAGGAGCUCCAGGCCGGCAACCUUACCGCGCUGCCCGAUCCAAAUACCUGCAAUACGGCCGCCACCGGGAAUAAAGAUUGGUAUGACAACAUGCUGUGCGAAGCGGCUCAGGCCGUGUUGCUCCCCUCGCCUGUAGACUACGAGGGACCUAAUAAUGCCUCACUAGUAGUCCAACAACAAAUCCAAGCUAUUGCAGACGGCGACUUCAACGCUUUGGAAGUACCGUGGUACGUACCCACCCGGUCGGCAAAGACUUUUCAUCCGAGGACACGCGGACAGAACGCCUACAUGCUGCUGAUCAUGGAUGCGUAG